AACCGCGGUGCAGUCGCCCGGAAGGAGUCGUGCUACCGCCCGCCAGGCUCUGGCAGUAACAGCCAUAGAACAUGGAGGGGCGGGCUCUCUCGGAUUCUCCGAACCUUGUUAUUGGUUGUAAUGCGACAGUUGUAUAACGUACGCACAUUAUCGGGCACAUUGUCUGAAAAUGCGCAAAUAGAGAUAAUGGAGGCGGAUCUGGAUCUAGCGCCGCCAUCCGUAGCACGACAAGCCUUGUAGCCCACGUCGUACGGGGAAAAACUCGGCGUUCUUGGACUGAACGACCCUCACCGACUCACUGUCCUCAAAGAAAAAAAGGUCUCACGACCAUAUUUCCCUGGAAGACGGAAGCCAUCGGCAAGGAGGACAGCCGCUUUCUCCGUAUACUGACAAAGAAAUCCGAGAUGUAAUGCCUUUCAGCGAAGUCCGCAAAGUGAUUAGUACAACACGGACAAUGUAGUAGAUCGGCCACGAAGGAAAUCUGGCGGCGAAGCACGCAAGGGGAACACGGAGCACUGAUCUGGCCACCAGGAUUGAUGACUUUCAAGAUUUAGAUGCCCUCAGACAUUGUAACACCAGGUUUCCAUUCAGAUGUAACCCACAUGGUCCUGGAUAGUCCUAGUCCUCAUUUGACCAAGGAAAGGAGUGGGUAAAACAUUGAGCUUGGUUUCCAGUCCUUGCAGAGAAUGGCUCAUGGAUGGGAUUCAUACUUCCAUAACCUUCCACCUCUAUCGUCGGAUCCAAGCACUUUGAGAAGGACAUCAGAGUCAGACGGAAGUCUUUCCCAGCAUAUAGAGAACUUCAUUGGACAUCAUGACUUCCCUGGCACAGUGGCUUCACAUGAAUCCCCUGAAACAAACCCAAACUUCAACACGGACUAUUACACAAAUCCCAGUAUUGAAAAUUCCAGCUCAGACUGUGUAUAUCAAAAAUACUACAAGGAAACAACAUGGCAAGCUGAUGGAGAACAAAUGGAGAAAGAUUACUUGCCAAGAUGUGGAAAUGGUGAUAUAGAUUUUGCCACAGAUGGAUUAUCAACAUCAGAAUCUUUUCCUUCAUCUUUAGAAGCAGAUUUACAAGGACUUAAGCAAGACUGUGGAAUGCUUGCUACAUCAUUUCUUGAGGACUACUCAGAUGUCAGUAGCUGCUCAGAUGCAGAUGUCAGUGAAACAAGAAGAACCUCUUGUAAAUUCAUGGCAAGUAAUUCAGUUCCAACACCUACAACUGAUGUUACCAUAAAACACAGCUCAUCGGAAUGGCUUUUUGCUGAUACUGGAAAUAUGCCAUUUCCAACUGAGAGUCCAUGCCCUAAUGUGUCACAGACUAAAGUAAUUUUGCCAAGUCUGUCAAAUGUGAAGGCAGUAAACGUUAUUGAAUGUGCACAAGACAAAAUGAAAAGUCCAGAAAACACUGUCAAAUGUUACACAGGACACAAUCAGUCCUCUAUUACUUCUACUAACACGGUGACAAGUACAGGGAGUGACACUGUAGAGGAUAGAAAUGAAAAUGAUGGUUGUGAAGAUCAGAAACAAAUGGAGUAUGUGGAGAGAGGUCUCGCUCAAGGAAAAUAUUCCAACAACUCAGAAAGCGGCCAAGGAAAUUUAACUGGUCAUGGAAGAGAGAAGGACCCAGAUGGCAAUGAAGAGGAGCAGAUCACUGCAACUGCUCCAAACACCAUGACUGCAUUUGACAAAGAGCAAGAUCACUUAGAUGAAAAAGAGGGUGAGGUGCAGGACACAAGUGAAAUCCUAAAAGGAGAAAGGAAAGAAUCAGGUUCAUUAGAUAAGCAGAAAGACCCAAAUCCCUAUUGCUCUGAUGGUCAAGAUGAAAAUAUGGAAACCAACUGUCAGAAGAAAGACAUUCAGUCAUUCACCUCUCAAUCUUCAGAUUCACCAGGUGUCAAGGUGGCCGAUUGCAAAGACGAUGCUCAUGAACAGAGGGAAUGCACACGUACCUUGAAAAGCAACAGUCAUAAUGUUGAAUCCUGUUUGCAUUUCUCUCAGCAUCAGUCUUACAAAUGUGUAGCUCAGGACAAUAUUUGUGAUAGCCCUGUUUUAAUGAGUGAGGGUCUUUUCAGUAAAGCCAGUGACAAGAAGAAACAAAGUGUUCCAGGUCAUUCAGAGUCUUCCUUAGAGCCAAAUAACUCCAACACAGAUCCAUGUUAUAAUCAUUCUGGCGUCACUAGUGACAGUCUUUCUAUUGAUACUAGUGACAAGAAGCAAGAUAUUGCUACCCAUGUAGAAUCCUGCUCACAGCCAGAUAGCUCCAGCACAGAUAUGAAGUCCUGUCCAAAAAAGGAAACAACAAGUCCACCAGUGAAAAAAACGACAACCUCUCCUACAGGUCCAGAUUGUAGUGGCCUCUUGACUAGUGACACCCAAGAACAAAAUGUUUAUAAUAGUUUAAAAAUGUGCUUACAUUCAAACACCUCAAGCACAGAUAUAAAUCCCUGUCUUGGAAAACAGUGGACAAGUCCAGCAGAGAAGAAAAAUACAACCUCCUCUCCAGAUCAGCAACAGUUACUACAUCCAAGCCCAGUGGCCCUAGAACCAGGAAGCCUUAGUGGGGAUGUUGCUGAAAAUGCAAAAGAGUCAUCUGAAGAGCCCGGCUCAUCUACAGAGGAACCAUACGUGCUUGGCGUGCUUUAUGGUGAACCUCUGUCAAGAGAAGACUCCUCGUGUGACAGUGAUGAAACAAAACUUGACACACAUAAAUAUAAAGACCCUUCUUUCGCCAGACCUCAUGGUAACAGCCUGAAUCAUUCAAAAGGACAAGCACUUCAACUGACAUCCUCUAUACAAAUGAGAAAAAGUCUGCAGCCUGUUGUAAUAAUGAAAACCUUAGCGCCAAUAAAUGGAAUGAGUAGCUCAUAUCAUUGCGCAAGUUGUCAACACACAACCCACAGUGUAGAGCAUCUAAUUGAACACCACCAUCAUUGCCAUUCAGUGUGCAAUUUCCAUUUUUGCAAAAAUUGUAAUCUGUACCUGAUGAGGAAAGAACAAGCUGAAAAACAUAUUUGUGGUGUAACCAAAGAAAGCCCUCUGCUCCCUUCUUCUUCGAGCCUACAGAAGGAAAAAAAACGCCAUGGCCGCCACAAGUGCAUUAGGUGCGGACUCAUAUUUUCAAAAAUGUUUCAGUAUAUCAGGCAUAUGCGAAUUCACACUGGCAAAACACCCUUCAAGUGCAAUGGAUGUGGACUGUAUUUUGCACAGGGUGGUACCCUGCAAAGACACAAGCGUAUACCUGGUAGAUGCAAGCAGCCAAAAGUUCCAGUUACAAAUUCUGAUGCUGUUACCAGCGAAACCAAAACACCACCACUAAAGGACAUGGUACAGAACAAACCAUAUGCAAAUUUGCCCAAAUGUUUCGUAAAGCUUGUUGACAUCUCUAAAACAAAUCUGUGGAGUGUAAAGUGCAGUAAAAGCUGCCCAACUGCAGAGAAGGCCAAAAAGCACUCCUUCAAGAUACACAAGGAAAAGAAUUUGGCAGCUUCACCAAGUCAGUCUACCACAAAACUUAGUGGUGAGAAAAGUCAAGAAGUAGAGAAUGAGACAGGAGGAAGAUAUAAAUGUCCUCUUUGUCCACGGCUUUUCAAGUACUCAUACAAUAGGGCUCGACAUUUGCGUUACUGUGUCAAAGAUUCAGUAUGUGGUGGUAAAGAAAAAGUUGCUGGUAAAUAUCGAUGUCCCUUGUGUCACGCUACAUUCACUUUAGCAUCCAACAGAUAUAGACAUAUUAACACAUCUUGCCUCAGAGAGUGUGUUAAUCGGCUUGCAAAAGAAAAGAAAAAUUCAGGACAAGACACUGAAGGGAACAAAACAAAAGGAAAUGAACAAACUCUGUCAAAGGAAAAUGAACAGAAAAAAGUCCCUGCAGCUCCAACUGCCCCCAAGCCUGUACCACGUUACAAAUGCAAGUUUUGUCCAGCAGUUUUUUGUCAUGCUUCUGGAAAGUACAGGCAUAUGAAGAAACAUGAGUUGUUUAAACUCACUGGUAAAAUGUUCAGGUACAGGAAUUCAAUUUUCUCUACCAUGUCUAAACCAGCAACUUAUAACAGUGCAGAGACUGAAGAGAGUAAGGAUGACUUAGAAUCAGCUGAAGGAAAUAGCAGUCUUGCCCUGAGCUGCCAUUUUUGUGGAAAAUGUUUUGGCACAUCACAGUCCCUGAAGAAACAUGAGCGCAAUCACAAAGGUGAAAGACCAUACAGCUGUCUGGAAUGUGGAAAAGGAUUCAAGAAACGUGCCUACCUGAUUGGUCAUAAAAUCGUUCACCAGAGGAGGAUUCAGUGCACUGUUUGCAGAAAGAUUCUUCCAACUAUUGGAGAACUGAUUCAGCACAGAAGCUCACAUCUUAAAAGGGGAAUGCUUCAAUGCCCGGACUGCCAUCUGCAGUUCCAGUAUCCUGCACAUCUCCUCAGGCAUCUAGAUGGCCACAGAAAUAGAGAAAACAAGGCAUUUCAGCAAGAAGAGAAACCACAAUUAAAACCCCAACAGUCCUUGGAAUCUGUGAAAGAGCAGAGUGGACCAAAACAGCUGCAAUGUUCCUUAUGCAAAGAGGUGUUUGAUGAUGCCCAAGUACUCAGAAAACAUUGUCUUACACAUAUAUCUGGGUCCUCGUCAAACCAAUGUCCAUUUUGCAAACUUGAUUUCCGUAGUCGCCGCUAUUUGUUGCGCCACAUGAUCAAACAUACAGGAGACAAACCCUUUUCCUGCACAAACUGUGGAAAACAGUUUUACCGGAAAUUGUACCUUAAACUUCACAUUGAGAAAUGCUUGCCUGCUCCAACCAGACAUUUUGUAAUGGAGUCUGACACUAAGACAAAGGGGUUACAUCAGUGUGUCUAUUGUCCACGGGUGUUUUCAAAGAAAAUGCGCCUGAAAAAUCAUCACCGUGGCCACAAGGUGAACUCUCUGCUUCUAUGUUCAAGCUGUGGACAGUACUAUGGAUUUACAAAAUUAAGCCAGCAUCAAAAGAACUGCAUCGGAACAAAGCCCAACACUGGCUUAUCAUCUCCUAAUGGUGAUUUCAGCAAAAGCACUUCUCAAACAAGCCAGAAUGUCCAUAAAAUGGAUUUACAAUCCAAUGCAACAGACAAGCUUCACUUUAAAUGCCCUCACUGUACGCAGAGGUUCAGGUAUAGAUCGUUACUCUUGAGACAUGUUGUUUCGCAUACUGGUGUGCAACCUUAUGCAUGUGUACACUGUGGCCACAGAUAUGGAAGUCAGACAAUGUGUUUGCAGCACGAAGCUUUCUGUGAUGGUGUUUACAAAGAGGGGCAUUCAAAAGUCAAAAGUCAUGUGGCAAAACAAUUGUCAAACAUGCCUACUCUCAGAGUGGCAGCACAAAAGCCCCAAGCAGAGGGUGAAGCUGAGUACAAGUGUAAAUUCUGCACCAAGACUUUCAUGAAAUCACGAAACCUGAGACGUCACAUUUUGACACACAACGAAGUGAAACCAUAUCGCUGCAAAGCCUGUGACAGCUGCUUUUCAAGAUAUGAUCAUCUGAAAGUACACCAGACUCGUUGUAAAGGGAAAAGAUCACGACUGGAAGUCUGCAUUCCGAAAAUCAGUUUAGAUGAUGUUGGCAAGGGUUGGCAAAAUAAAUUUGGCCUUGAACCUGCUGAAAAGCGGGAGUCAUUUGAGUGUGAAGUUUGUUCUAGGAGCUUCCCAACUCAGUCUAAACUUUCCCGUCACAACACAAUGUUUCAUAUUGCAAAAUUAUUCAAGUGCACAGGCUGUGGCACGUCAUUUGCUCAUGAAAAAUCUCUGAAAAAGCAUAAGAAGAUCAAAAGGUGCAGAAAGGUCUCCAAAGAAGCAAAUGCUUCUUUACCACUGGGAACUAAUCCAUCAACAGAAAAUGUGACAAAAUCUGUUGAUGACGUCAGAAAUCGAAUUCUUGAGAGGAUCCAGCCACAUUUUAACAGAAAGUACAAAUAUGUUUGUAGUUAUUGCCCCCGUGUUUUUGGAAACCGCUAUCAGUUAGGAGUGCACACCCGCCUGCACACAGGAGAGAGGCCAUAUGCUUGUGAGUAUUGUGGUCAGAGAUUUAUUAGGAAGGAUUAUUUGCAACGUCACUUCCCAAAGUGCACCAAGAAAUCACAGCAAAAUAAAGUGCUCUGUGACGGAUGUGGAGGAUUUUUCCCACAAGCCAGUCUUGAGAAUCACAAAGCAAGGUGCAUUUCAACACCGAGCUUCUCAAAGUCAUCAGUUUGCCCAAGCCAAAAGUCAGCAUCUCAAAGCCCACCAAAAGGCUUUUCUUGUGCAUAUUGUAGUUCCCGUUUUUUGCUUUUUUCACAGCUCCAAGAGCAUUUUUUAAAUGCACACAAGAUGGAAACAAUGGUUCCACCAGUGUCUACUGCUCCCCUACAACACCAUCUGUUGAAUAUACCAAACAUCAAAGAAGAGCCUUUGGAUGAGAGUUGUGACAAACGUCUUAGUGAUGAUGCUAAUUUAAUCUGUAAACUGGAUACAGCUCUUGAUGGGGAGGUCCCCAAACCAUUUACCUGCUCAGAGUGCGAUAUGUCCUUUUUAAGUAAAGCUGGAGUAACUGCUCAUCUGCGCACACACACAAUGGAGCUUCCUUUUAAUUGCAAAACAUGUCAGAAAGGCUUCUGGAACAAAAGUCUUCUGCGUAAUCACUACAGGAAAUGUAGAUUUGGACAUGUUUCAGAGAGGAAUACAACUGAAGAGCUGGAAGUCCCUUUGAAAGCAGAGAUUGAUUUUGCAUUGAAGGACUCUGUUCUAGUGUUCAAAGAAGGCUCCAAAACAACUGGCACUGGGGUUUUGCAGACCAACUUCUCCUGUAAAGAGGACUCCAUGGAUGAAUCCCCACAAAAUUCAGAAGGAAAUGAGGUGCAAGACAGCCGGAGCAAAGAGAAAAAAGUUGUUCAGUACCAAUGUUCAGAAUGUGACAAGAGCUUCACAGAUGGGUUGAUGCUCAUUAGCCACCUUGAAGACCAUGGAAGACAGGAACAAGAGAAAAAGCGCAAUACAUGUCCUAAGUGUGGCCGGGUGUGUGCUAGUCCAGGAAAUCUUGAAAAACACAUGAGGAUGCAUGAAAGUAAUAAGAAAUAUUCUUGCCCUGACUGCUCCAAGGUCCUUGAAACAUUAUCUGAUCUUGAAAACCACAGAACAUGUCAUGACCCAAGUAGACCUUAUGCUUGCAAACUAUGUAACAAAAGGUUUUGGACAAGACCAUCCUUAUGUAAUCAUUAUGGUGAAGACCAUCCAGAUGAUGUAUUUACUUGUCUUUUCUGUAACAAGUCCUAUUCAGUCAAAAAAUCACUGGCAAGACACUAUAGAAAAUGGCAUAAAAAAGAGCAAAAGGACCAUGUGACCACUGUACAGGAAAAGAGCAGCGCUGAACAACCAUCCAGCAGUCAAGUCAGUACAACUGGUGAAAGUGAUGAAGAUGAAAAUAACAGCAGUGAGGACAGUGACUCAGACUCUGCACCAUACUUCCCAUGUCAUGUGUGCGGCAAGACAUUCCCAACAUCAGAAAGUCUUGAGGAUCAUCAGCGGUGUCACCUGGGUGAAAAACCACAUGAAUGUGCCGAAUGUGGCAGAUGUUUUUUCCAGGCAUCCCAGUUGCAGCAGCAUCAACGAAUGCACAAGUCUGAAUUUCAGUGUCAGGCAUGCGGCAGGGGUUUUGUCUCUCUAUUUGCACUUCGUAAACAUAAGCAUACUCACGGAAAGAGCCGUCCAUACCGUUGUGCCAAGUGUCACCUCAGUUUCACAGGACCCACACAGUUAGCAGAACAUAUGUCUACCCACCGUGAGGAGAACUUCCCAUGUGACAUAUGCAAUCGUGUUUUUCUCUCCAAGAGUAGUAGAGCUGAGCAUCGGAAAAGCCACUCUAGGUCAGGUGACUAUAACCAACCUUCAGUUUCAAGGGAAAAACAUAAAAAGUCUGCUGCACUCUCUGAAAGCUCAUCAUUAGUCAACAAAGAACUUAAAUAUCGCUGUGGUGUUUGCAGUGAGCGUUUCGGAGACCCAGAGAAGCUCUCAGAGCAUGGUUGCAUGGCAGCCAAAGAGCGACCAUACUCCUGUUCAGACUGCAAUAAGCAUUUUCUGCAUGCAUCUCACCUGAAAAAGCACAGGACCACCCAUCAUCUAUCAUGGUCUAACAUUGAAUAUCCAUGUAAUCAGUGCAACAAUAGCUUUUCCUCAUCUCAGCACUUCCUCAGCCAUCUGAAGAGCCAUGUUGACACUGCAGCAGGAAUUAAAUGUGAAACUGAAGAUAAAGAUGGUGGUCCUUCACAUGGUUUCAUAUGUCCAGUUUGCCAUCAGUGUUUUACUACUGCCACAGAAUUGAUUGGUCAUUUUCCCACUCAUCCUGACAGUACAUUUGAAUGCAAAAUUUGUAAAAUGACAUUUCCCUCUGGAGGUAAGCUUGAAGAACAUGAGCGCUGUCAUCUUACAUCAGCUACUGAAUUAAAAUGCACAGAGUGUGGCAAGAGCUUUUUGGGAAGCGAUGCCUUCCACCAGCACCAUUGUUCCCACAAAAUACUGGAGAAUGAAUACUCAAAUCCAUCAGCUAAGACACCCACUCCUACUUACCAUCAAGCACCAGGAGAGGAGGAGGAGAUUGAUGUUACAGGAGAUGAUUUGUACUAUUGCCCUGUUUGCUCAAUGCAGUUCUCCUCAAAAAGUUGUCUCUUGGAGCAUCAAAAUAAACAGCACCCAAAUGAGAAGCCAUUCAAAUGUAAGCUUUGUGGAAAAACGUUUGCCCUGAAGCGGUACCUUAAAGAACACGAACGAAGGCAUCGUCAAAAAUCUGUGGCUCAAGACACAGCUCAGUUGACAGAAAACAAGCUCAAAUGUACUCAUUGCCACACCCAAUUCAAUUCAGCACAAGAGCUGUCUUUGCAUAUGAGAUUGCAUGCUGAAAAAGAAGUUGGAGAGUACCGCUGUGAUAUGUGCUACAAGUCAUUCAGCCAGUGGUCUCUCCUUAAGCAGCACCAAGAAAGUCAUGUUGGCGAAGUUGUAUAUGAAUGCACCGAAUGUGACAAAGCCUUUGCUUUUCCUCACCUACUGGAGGAACAUCAACAGACUCAUGCUGGUUCCUCUAAGUAAUGGUUGUUACCCUUCUUCCCUUUGAUUUACUGUAACUAAAGUAACUUGAAAUUCCUUUCAUGCCUUACAUCUGACUGUGUACCUCCACUUUUAAUCCCAGUUUAGGUCCAGUUUGUAUUAUUGCCCUUGUUACAUACUUAUAAAGUUAUUGGCUCAUGUCAGUAUGACAGGGUAUCUUGUUCUGAGUUGUUAUUUACAUUGUAUAUAUUUCUUCUAUUACUGGAAUUUGUAUACCAUAAAUUAGCCACAUAGUUUCUUGACAGUGCUUGUAAAUCUAUGAUAACAUUUUGUAAAGAUAGUUAAUAUUCUGUUUGAUGAACACAGACAAAGCAUGAUUGGAUGAAAUGAUCUUAAAAUGUGUUGGAUAAAGGCUGAAAGCUUUGAUCAAACAUGGACAUGUUUUGUGUUUGACAUUUAUUUUGAAAUAGAUUUGUCAGUUUUGUUUACAAUAAAGAGAUUCAAACUGGUCAUUUUAAUCUAUUGGUAUUUUCUAUAACUUUUGAUGUACUAUAGAUAAAUUUGUAAUUUUCAGUUUAACA
Molecule: messenger RNA, 9613 nt
Organism: Chelmon rostratus (copperband butterflyfish)
Lineage: Eukaryota; Metazoa; Chordata; Actinopteri; Chaetodontiformes; Chaetodontidae
Product: zinc finger protein 1035
Exons: 4
Coding region: 687-9074 (2795 amino acids)
Source: RefSeq, a predicted model, not a curated record